AUGUCUCCUUCUACAUCUGAUGCUUCAUCUUCAAGGAUAGCGCACCAUUGUCCGACGUGCACGUGCUCUUCUUCCUCCAACCCAACUUCCUCCAAUGCCGGGUCUACAACCCACCCAAGCCCAACCCAUCAAACGAAUAGUCCAAACCCGAAUCCAAACCCAAACCCGAAACCAAAACCCCCAUUCACAGCCUCCCUCAACCGCAAACCCAACCACACCCACAUCCUACUAAUCACAACCGGCAGCGUAGCAUCCAUCAAAGCGCCCCUCAUCAUCUCCGAGCUCUUAUCCUACCCAAACGUAGCGGUGCAAGUUCUAACCACCAAACCCGCUUUGACGUUUUUUGAUAGAGAGGAUGUGGAGGUGCGGUUAGGCGUGAAUGUGUGGAGUGAUGAAGAUGAAUGGGAUCCAAACUACACACUCAGCUCUCCAAUCCUCCACAUCGAACUCCGACGAUGGGCAGACACAGUCCUAAUCGCCCCCUGCUCAGCCAACACCCUCGCCAAAAUCGCUUCAGGAAUCUGCGACAACACGGUCACCUCCCUUCUCCGCGCCCUCUCUCCCUCAACACCCACAUUCGUCUUCCCGGCUAUGAACACGCUCAUGUACGAGCACCCGUUGACGAAGGAGCAUUUGAGGAUUGUGCAAGAGGUUGUUGGGUAUACAGUCGUAGGACCGAUUGGGAAGAAGUUGGCGUGUGGGGAUGUGGGGAUGGGUGCAAUGACGGAGUGGAGGGAUAUUGUUGGGUUGGUAGUGGAGAAAUUUGGGCUGGUGAAGAAGGCUGGGGAGGGAGAGGGGAAGGGAGAGCAGACCGUGCUGCCAGACAACCCCAAAGUCGAAGUAUCAUAA
Molecule: messenger RNA, 849 nt
Organism: Coprinopsis cinerea okayama7#130
Lineage: Eukaryota; Fungi; Basidiomycota; Agaricomycetes; Agaricales; Psathyrellaceae
Product: phosphopantothenoylcysteine decarboxylase
Exons: 2
Coding region: 1-849 (282 amino acids)
Biological process (GO): coenzyme A biosynthetic process
Cellular component (GO): phosphopantothenoylcysteine decarboxylase complex
Molecular function (GO): FMN binding; phosphopantothenoylcysteine decarboxylase activity
Source: RefSeq, a predicted model, not a curated record